ACAAGGCUCCCUCAGCCUGUCCUCUGCUCCAGCUCCUGCCUGGUGGCUCCCUGAUGCACCGCCCAGGUUGGAUGUUAUUUUCCUUACUUCACCAGCUUUGCCCUUCCUCUUGGCCCCUCUGCAUCCGCUGGGACCACUUCCUUCCUUUCCCGUUUCUUUAGCUCCAGUCCACAGCUGUUGUAACAGAGGAUGCUAAUGGCCCAGGCUCCCUGGGGCCACCACCCCACUGUGUGGUAGUGGUGGGGGGUGGCCUGGGCUGGAGGAUGGGGGAAUUUGAGUGUUCAACCAGGAUAGGAAGGGAAAUGCUGAGCUCAGGGAUCCCCUCCCUUUUCCACCCCCAGCUGUCUCUGUUUUCCUCCCUCAUUCCCCUCUACCCUCCCUCAGCUUCCUGCUCCCUUUGGCCUGCCCAUGUCCUGUUUGGAUUGAUCUAGACCUCCUCUUAUCUCCCUCCUUUCCUCUCACUCCUCCGUCCUUCCCUCCCACACCCACUCCCACUUUACUCUUCCCCAGAUUACUAAUUGUUUGUAUGGGGCAGGGGGCCAUGGAGAGUUCUACCCCUGCAAGGGUUCUAGGUUGGGGCACUGGUGGGGGCUCAGCCCCUCAGAGCCUGUGAGUCAGCACUGUCCUCGGGAUUGGUCUCUCCCCUUAGCUCCCCGCCCCUGGGGAGGAGCCAGGCAGCUCUAGGUCCAGCCUGGUCUCUCUCCUCUCAGCCAGAGAAGAGGCUCCACGCUGGGCAUAGAUGGGGCCUGAAACUGUCUGGGUCUGAGCGGGGGAGCCAGAGCCACUCAUCCCUCUCCCUUCCCAGGACCCCUGAGAUCUCUGGGCCAUAGAGGUCCGAUCAGGCUAAGGGCCUGGGGAUGCCCCCUGCCUGGCCCCCUUGCCCUGACUGGCAGGGGGGCCGGGCUGGGCAGCAGCCUCCCUCUCACUCCAGCCAUGGAUCUCCUGCCCCCCAAGCCCAAGUACAACCCACUUCGGAAUGAGUCUCUGUCAUCGCUGGAGGAGGGGGCUUCAGGGUCCACCCCACCGGAGGAGCUGCCUUCCCCAUCAGCCUCAUCCCUGGGGCCCAUCCUGCCACCUCUGCCUGGAGACGAUAGUCCCACUACCCUGUGCUCCUUCUUCCCCCGGAUGAGCAACUUGAAGCUGGCCAAUCCGGCUGGGGGGCGCCCGGGGCCCAAGGGGGAGCCAGGAAGGGCAGCCGAGGAUGGGGAGGGGAUCUUAGGGGCAACCAUGCCGGACUCAGGCCCCCUGCCCCUCCUCCAGGACAUGAACAAGCUGAGUGGAGGCGGCGGGCGCAGGACUCGGGUGGAAGGGGGCCAGCUGGGGGGCGAGGAGUGGACCCGCCACGGGAGCUUUGUCAAUAAGCCCACGCGGGGCUGGCUGCAUCCCAACGACAAAGUCAUGGGACCGGGGGUUUCCUACUUGGUUCGGUACAUGGGCUGUGUGGAGGUCCUGCAGUCAAUGCGUGCCCUAGACUUCAACACCCGGACUCAGGUCACCAGGGAGGCCAUCAGUCUGGUGUGUGAGGCUGUGCCGGGUGCUAAGGGGGCCACAAGGAGGAGAAAGCCCUGUAGCCGCCCGCUCAGCUCCAUCCUGGGGAGGAGUAACCUGAAAUUUGCUGGAAUGCCAAUCACUCUCACCGUCUCCACCAGCAGCCUCAACCUCAUGGCCGCAGACUGCAAACAGAUCAUCGCCAACCACCACAUGCAAUCUAUCUCGUUUGCGUCCGGCGGGGACCCGGACACAGCCGAGUAUGUUGCCUAUGUUGCCAAAGACCCGGUCAAUCAGAGAGCCUGCCACAUCCUGGAGUGUCCCGAAGGGCUUGCUCAGGACGUCAUCAGCACCAUUGGCCAGGCCUUCGAGUUGCGCUUCAAACAAUACCUCAGGAACCCGCCCAAGCUGGUCACCCCCCAUGACAGGAUGACUGGCUUUGAUGGCUCAGCUUGGGAUGAGGAGGAGGAAGAGCCACCAGACCAUCAGUACUAUAAUGACUUUCCCGGGAAGGAACCCCCUCUUGGGGGGGUGGUGGACAUGAGGCUUCGGGAAGGAGCCCCCUCGGGGGCUGCUCGACCCACUCUGCCCAGUGCCCAGACCCCCAGCCACCUGGGAGCUACGCUGCCUGUGGGCCAGCCUGUUGGAGGAGACCAAGAAGUCCGCAAACAGAUGCCACCUCCACCAUCCUGCCCAGCAGGCAGAGAGCUCUUUGAUGAUCCCUCCUAUGUCAACGUCCAGAACCUCGACAAGGCCCGGCAAGCAGGGGGCGGGGCUGGGCCCCCCAAUCCUGCCAUCAAUGGCAGCGCGCCCCGAGACCUCUUCGACAUGAAGCCCUUUGAAGAUGCCCUUCGGGUGCCUCCACCUGCCCAGUCAGUGGCCAUGGCCGAGCAGCUCCGAGGGGAGCCCUGGUUCCAUGGGAAGCUGAGCCGGCGGGAGGCUGAGGCACUGCUGCAGCUCAAUGGAGACUUCCUGGUGCGGGAAAGCACGACCACACCUGGCCAGUAUGUGCUCACUGGCUUGCAGAGUGGGCAGCCCAAGCACCUGCUACUGGUGGACCCCGAGGGUGUGGUUCGCACAAAGGAUCACCGCUUUGAGAGUGUCAGUCACCUCAUCAGCUACCACAUGGACAAUCACUUGCCCAUCAUCUCUGCGGGCAGCGAACUGUGUCUACAGCAACCUGUGGAGCGGAAACUGUGAUCCUCCCCAGCGCUCUCUCCCAGAAGACACCCUUGCACCCUUUUCACCCUAUUCCCUGACUCUCAGGACCUCACUUGGGAGUGUUCUGUGGGCUUGGCCUUGUAUAGGAGCUGGGGGUAGUGUGGACAUGAGGGUCAGCAUCCAGCUGAGUGAGAGGGUUUGAGUCAGGAGCCUGGGGUAGAAUCCUGCUUCUUCCCCAACCUCACCAAAGUAUUAAUGUACAGAGUGGCCCCUUUCCCUGGGCCUUUCCUGUGCCAACCUGUUACCCCCUUCUCCAUGAAGGUGGGUGCUUGGGGCCUGGGUAUUGUGCCUCCUUGUAUGGAAAAUGUCCUGUGGUUAUAGGCCCAAUGGAGUAAUCACCCUUCCAGGGAAGGGGAAACGAAUCACACUUUUGCUCUACCCCUGGCUCAGGGUACCCCAGACCCCUCUCAACAACCCGGCCUCCCAGUGUUUAAACUUUGUGCCUUUGACCAUCUCCUAGGUCUGAAGAUAUUUUAUGCAAAGAGUUUUCGGGUCCCUGAGGUCAAGGACGGGUGCUGACACCUUCUUGGCCUCUGGGACCCUGUCCUCUCCUUGCUCAGCACCCCCUCCAUUUAGGCUGGGAGAACAGAGGCAGGAGUGGCGGCUGUCCCCUCUCCCUGGGGAUAGGCAACCCUUAGAGAUUGCCUCAGAGCCCCCUCCUGGCCAGGGGGGAGAUGGACCCCUCCCUUGCUCAGUGCCUCCUGGCCAGAGCCCCUCACCCCAGGGGUCUGUAUGUACAUUUUGUAAGCCCCACCCCUCCGUGUUGCAUGCAUGUUAUACUCUACAGCCAAAGCGUAGCCCUGCCUCCUGUGGCCCUGGCUCUGCUUCCCCCUGCUAGGGUGGGGGUGGGGGUCGGGGGAUGACUGAAUUUGGGCCUCCUGAACGGUUAACUCUCUCAGGUGGAUUGUGUGGCAGCGGGAAAAGGGGCAUUGAGACUCUAAAGCAGUAGACAAUCUCCAAAUACCAUCUGUAGAUUUGGAACUGCAUUUAUUUCUUAUUUUAUAUAAAAUAUAUAUGCAUAUAUUUUAGGGCUGUAGAUUUCCUUUCCUAAUUUGUUUUCCAUGGCUUAUUCUUGAGCACAAAAUGAUAAUAAUCGAUUACAUUUAUACAUCACGUCUUUGACUUUUCAAAGCCCUUUUACAACUAUGGGAUUUUCCUCACGCUAGCCUGUGAGGCAGUUUGGACCGGCAGCAUUAUCUUUUCUACAAGAGAGACCCGAGGGGGAGAGAGGUCGAUCAUGAGCUAGGACUAGAAAAACUUGGGCCUCUCACCGCGAGGCUGGGAGGCAGAAAUUUGGCUGAAUGUUAACAGUUUCACCAGGGGGAAACUGAAAACCUGCGGUUAUCGAGUACCUUCUACAGGCCGGGCUCUGCACGAGGCCUGGGUGGCCACAGCGACAGAGGAGCCGGCCUGCUCUGUCUCUAGGCCUUGUGGAGAAGGGAGAGUUGACUGUCUUAAUCCUCGCCUCCUCUUUUUUGUUUGGAUGUUUUCACGGGUCUCACUUAUACCAAAGGGAAAGAAUCUUAAUUAAAGUCCAUAUUUCUUCUACCUCGG
Molecule: messenger RNA, 4263 nt
Organism: Ceratotherium simum simum (southern white rhinoceros)
Lineage: Eukaryota; Metazoa; Chordata; Mammalia; Perissodactyla; Rhinocerotidae
Gene: SHC1
Product: SHC adaptor protein 1
Biological process (GO): insulin receptor signaling pathway; epidermal growth factor receptor signaling pathway; intracellular signal transduction
Cellular component (GO): plasma membrane
Molecular function (GO): receptor tyrosine kinase binding
Source: RefSeq, a predicted model, not a curated record